AUGGAGUUGUGCAAUUACAGUGGCUUGAACUUGCUAGACACGUCCACAAUUCCAGGGGACUGGGGCUGGAUGACUUAUCCCUCCCAUGGGUGGGAUUCCAUCAAUGAAAUGGAUGAGUUUUUCAGCCCCAUCCACACCUACCAGGUCUGCAACGUCAUGACCCCCAACCAGAACAACUGGCUACGAACCAACUGGGUCCGACGGGACGGGGCGCGGAGGGUCUACGCGGAGAUCAAGUUCACCCUGAGGGACUGCAACAGCAUGCCCGGCGUGCUGGGCACCUGCAAGGAGACCUUCAACCUCUACUACCUGGAGUCCGACCGCGACCUGGGCGCCAGCACCCGGGAGAGCCAGUUCCUGAAGAUCGACACCAUCGCGGCCGACGAGAGCUUCACCGGGGCAGACCUGGGGGUGAGGCGCCUCAAGCUGAACACCGAGGUGAGGGGAGUGGGGCCACUGAGCAAGAGGGGCUUCUACUUGGCCUUCCAGGACAUCGGCGCCUGCAUCGCCAUCGUCUCGGUGAGGGUUUACUACAAGAAGUGCCCGGCCACGGUGAGGAAUUUGGCUUCUUUCUCCGAGGCCGUGACCGGAGCUGACUCGUCCUCCUUGGUGGAAGUGAGAGGGGAGUGCGUGGGGCACUCAGAGGAGAGGGACACCCCCAAGAUGUACUGCAGUGCCGAGGGAGAGUGGCUGGUGCCCAUCGGGAAGUGCGUGUGCAGCGCCGGCUACGAGGAGCAGCGGGAUUCCUGCACGG
Messenger RNA from Chaetura pelagica (chimney swift), 754 nucleotides. Its product is annotated as ephrin type-A receptor 8-like. Lineage: Eukaryota; Metazoa; Chordata; Aves; Apodiformes; Apodidae. The transcript is spliced from 3 exons. Gene Ontology annotation, molecular function: transmembrane-ephrin receptor activity; protein binding; ATP binding. Gene Ontology annotation, biological process: protein phosphorylation; axon guidance; cell surface receptor protein tyrosine kinase signaling pathway. The record is from RefSeq and is a predicted model, not a curated record. The annotation marks the transcript as partial. Gene Ontology annotation, cellular component: membrane; neuron projection.